UUGACCAGCAAAUCUGUGCAAAAGGACAUUCUAGGAAAAGAUGCAUCAAGCUUUCUUCUAUGCUCUGAUUACAGCACACACAAAGAUAGGAAGGCAAAUUCAUAUUUCUUCUUCGAAGUAAACCUCGGGUACUUAGUCUAUCUUGCAGCCAGAGCCAGAAAAAGACUUUAUGUUUAUUCUGACAUGCCGAUUUCCAGAGCCAUUUGAAAGCUGGGUGUGUAUGUCUGUGCCCAGUAAGAUGUGUAUAUGCUUUGGAUGCAGAGAAAAAGUGGUUUCCCCAAAUAUAGGACCAAGAGUCUCUUUCAGCUCAUUUGGCUCUCCCUGCUCUUGGGGAGCACGAACUAAGGAAUGGGGAGCUUUGAGGCCUAGGCUUCACUGCACAACCUGAUUUUGUAAAUCUGUUUGGCUUUCUCUUCUCAUGGAUAUUGACGAACUAAGAACCCCUGAUCUGCAACAGAGUCUGACAGUGCGUUGCAACAUACUUUGCUUGGAGAUAGCUCAAGAAAAAUGUCGUUAGAUUGGCCAACGCGAUUUAACAUAAUAAAGGGAGUUGCAAGAGGACUUCUUUACCUUCACCAAGAUUCAAGAUUGACCAUAGUUCAUAGGGAUCUCAAAGGUGCCAAUGUUUUGCUAGAUGCAGAGAUGAGACCUAAGAUAGCAGACUUUGGCAUGGCAAGGAUCUUCAAUGAUAACCAGAAAAAUGCAAACACACGGCGUGUCGUCGGAACAUAUGGGUACAUGGCUCCUGAAUACGCAAUGGAAGGAGUCUUCUCUAUGAAGUCUUAUGUCUAUAGCUUUGGUGUCCUAAUGCUGGAGCUUGUAACUGGUAUAAGGAGAAGCAGUUUGAACAAAAUCAAGGAUUUUCCAAACCUUACGAUCUACGCAUGGAAUAUGUGGAAAGAUGGGAAGGGAAAAGACUCGGCUGACCCAUCUAUUAUGGAUACUUGUUCGCUAGAUGAAGUUUUGCUUUGUAGUCAUAUGGCACUCUUGAGUGCCCAGGAAAAUCCAGAUGAUAGACCACUUAUGUCGUCGGUUGUGCUCGCCUUGGAGAAUGGAAGCGCCACACUGCCAACACCUAACAACCCUGGUCACUAUGGACAGGGGAGUGGUGAUAUGGAGCAAAUAAUAAGAGACCGGACCGAGACACUUCCAUGAAUUCCCUUACUCUCACGAAUAUAGAGGGACGAUAAUCUUCCACCUCUUCUUUUAUGUAUAUGCUCUGGCAGAAAUUUGGCUGAUCAAAGGUCCUUCAUCGAUCUCCAA
Panicum virgatum (switchgrass) is the source of this 1263-nucleotide messenger RNA. RefSeq names its product cysteine-rich receptor-like protein kinase 10. The record is from RefSeq and is a predicted model, not a curated record. Bases 508 to 1155 code for a protein of 215 amino acids. Gene Ontology annotation, molecular function: protein kinase activity; ATP binding. Gene Ontology annotation, biological process: protein phosphorylation. Lineage: Eukaryota; Viridiplantae; Streptophyta; Magnoliopsida; Poales; Poaceae. The transcript is spliced from 5 exons.